Ochotona curzoniae (black-lipped pika) is the source of this 2735-nucleotide messenger RNA. It is a transcript of the gene ZNF397, whose product is annotated as zinc finger protein 397. The record is from RefSeq and is a predicted model, not a curated record. Gene Ontology annotation, biological process: regulation of transcription by RNA polymerase II. NCBI's taxonomy places the organism in Eukaryota, Metazoa, Chordata, Mammalia, Lagomorpha, Ochotonidae. The coding region runs from base 133 to 1740 and encodes 535 amino acids. Gene Ontology annotation, molecular function: DNA-binding transcription factor activity, RNA polymerase II-specific; RNA polymerase II cis-regulatory region sequence-specific DNA binding. The transcript has 4 exons.
GCUCGGCGCUCGGGGUGGGCGGCUGGCGUCCAGGCCGCUGCUGGGCUUGGCGGAGAGAAGAGAUUACGCAAAGAAACUUGCUGAAGUUUAGAACCCAGUUUUGGCUUUUUGGCUGCGUUGGUUCAGCCCAGAAUGGAUAUGGAAUCCAGAGCAGUUUCAGCUGUGAUAUCCCAAGAUCUACACGACCAAGGACUGAUACUAGUGAAAGUAGAAGACACCCUCCCCUGGGGCCAGAAAUGUAAACCCAGUAGGAGCACUCAGUCCUGCCAAGACACCUUCCGCCAGCAGUUCCGAAGGUUUUCCUAUCAUGAGUCCACAGGGCCCCGGGAGGCUCUGGGCCGGCUCCGCGAGCUCUGCCAGCGCUGGCUGAGGCCCGAGGUGCACACCAAGGAGCAGAUCCUGGAGCUGCUGGUGCUGGAGCAGUUCCUGGCCAUCCUGCCGGAGGAGCUGCAGAGCUGGGUGCACGAGCGUCAGCCGGCCAGUGGAGAGGAGGCCGUGACCCUGCUGGAGGAGCUGGAAAGGGAGUUUGAUGAACCAGGGCAGCAGGUCUCAGCUAAUCCACAGGGACCAGCAGUGCCAUGGAAGGACAUGACAUGCCUUGUAACAUCCCAGGAAUCAUCAAACAUCCAGUGCCAACCCUUGAAGCAGCAGCUGCACUCGUGGAACCCUUGCCUUUCCCCCAAGCGUGAUUGUGAGAACAAGACAGCAAUGGAAGAGGACAUUUCAGGAGAGAAAUCACGGGCAUCUCCUCUGGGACCUUCGUUUGAAGGAAUCUGUGAGCAUGAAAACAGUUUAGAAUGGCAGCAGGGACGCACGUUAGGAGAAAAAUCGAGAAGAUCCCCUUCCCAAGGGGGCAGUUUUAGUGCAAUGUUCUUCACAAACAAAUCUCCAGUAAAGAUAGACCAUCUUGAUGACCCCCAAAGAUGUGUGAUUCUCAGUACAAACUCUCUGACAUGUCAGAAAGUUCCCAUAGAAGAGCGACCUUACAGGUGUGAUACAUGUGGGCACAGCUUCAAGCAGCAUUCCUCUCUGACACAGCAUCAGAGAAUCCACACUGGAGAAAAGCCUUACAAAUGUAACCAGUGUGGCAAGGCCUUCAGCUUGAGGUCAUAUCUCAUUAUUCACCAGAGAAUUCAUAGUGGUGAGAAAGCGUAUGAGUGUAGUGAAUGUGGGAAAGCCUUCAACCAGAGCUCAGCCCUCAUUAGACACCGGAAGAUUCACACUGGUGAGAAAGCUUGUAAGUGUAACGAAUGUGGCAAAGCAUUCAGUCAAAGUUCAUAUCUUAUUAUACAUCAAAGAAUUCACACUGGUGAGAAGCCUUACGAGUGUAACGAGUGUGGGAAAACAUUUAGCCAGAGCUCAAAGCUUAUUAGACACCAGCGCAUUCAUACAGGAGAGAGACCCUAUGAAUGCAAUGAGUGUGGAAAAGCUUUCAGGCAGAGCUCUGAGCUGAUUACCCACCAGAGAAUCCACAGUGGAGAGAAACCCUAUGAAUGUAAUGAAUGUGGGAAAGCCUUCAGUUUGAGCUCAAACCUCAUUAGACAUCAGAGAAUUCAUAGUGGAGAGGAGCCCUAUCAGUGUAAUGAAUGUGGCAAAACCUUCAGAAGGAGCUCAGCCCUGGUUCAGCAUCAGAGAAUCCACUCUGGGGAUGAAGCAUACAUAUGUAAUGAAUGUGGAAAGGCGUUCAGGCACAGAUCCGUCCUUAUGCGCCACCAGAGAGUCCACACUGUAGACUUGUGAAUACAGUGAAUAUUGCAACUACUGAGGUCAGAGUGUUGUCUUUGUUAGAAGGGUUUACUUUGGAAUAAGACCCCAUAAAGGGUGUCAGUUACUAGGUUAUUAUAUGGGGUCAUCUAACAGCUUUAUGCAGCUCUUCCCAAUGCUAGUACAAAUUGUCCCUUGAAAACUUUUCCUAUGACUAGUAAGGCAGGAGAAUAAUUCCUUCCAGGUUUGUUUUGUUUACCAUUGGGAAUACUCAGGAAAUCUCAAAAGGAGAAGUGUAAGUGAAACCUCAUUUUCUUUGAGAAUGUCACGAAGAGGGUAUAGCAAUCCAGCCAGUGCCACUGCAUCUGUCAGUCAGGCCUGAGGGCUGGGGUAGACAGUGUGAGGGACUUUUUGUCUCACGAGUCCAAAAAAAUUGUACUGGCCAGGAAGAACAGUAAGAAAACUGAGUGGUUACAUCAAUGAUGUAUGUCUAUGAUGGGUCAGAAGUAAGUAGGAAAAGAAAAGCCAUAAAUUAAUUUAUCCAAGUUUUUUUGUACUUUUUUGUGCCAGGGGGUCACAAUGCAACAUAAGAUGUCACCUCUACAGCUGAUAGGCAGAGGCAGUGACAUUGUCCAGUCCACACUAUGUGACUGUAUCAGCCUCACACAAAGAGAUGGGGUCGAACACCUGCAAUAUGAGGAAGAGUUGGCCACAGGCAGACCAGAGCGAAUGACCCCGGUAAGGGAAGCCGCAAAAAGCAUGAACAAACUGUAGGACGUGUGUACUGUAUGUUUUGAAGAGGCCUCAUAGCUUUAGAAGGACCAGUGCAGCCAGAGUCUCCCAAGCACUGCCUAUUGCAAGAUAAGAAGCAAAGGAGAACUCUCUGCUCAUAGCACCUAGGUCCCUUGGACCCCAAGAUAGUGGGGAGCUCUGUCAUGACUGAUGUGACCCCAGAAAAGGGCUAAUAGGUGGGUUCACAUGUGAGCUAAGCUAGAACGUCUGUCAGUAUAGUGGUGGAAAGAGCCCAGCUU